GCUUAACUCGGCCACAGCAGCAGUGAGGCCUGUUUUAUUGUCAAAAAGGUAGUCGCAAACCGUCCUUCGGCCUCGCACCACAUCAACACGAUUCUCUCCUGCCCGCCUAACUCCGACGCCCUCGUAGCAAUCUCUGUUUGCGAAUACUGCCAGCGUCCGAUUGCUCAAAGCAACGCAACAGUUCAGUGCCCAAAUCGCAGAUAAUCGAGCUUUAGCGUUUCGAUUUGUCUUCCUUGACCGAGACAGCACGAGUCGCCUCCGGUGCCUGCACCACCUCGCCCACUGCAUCGAGUUGUUAGCGGUGCGUUACAUGCAAGACGAGUGCAAGAUGUCGACAAUACAACAGCUAAAGAAUUUUAUCCGACACGGAAAGCAAGCACGAACGGCAAAUCUUGACGAGCCGACGCGUAAAAAUCAUGAGUCCUCGCCGCCCCGACAACACCAGCCGGUAAAGAACAACAUGGCCGCUCCAAUCUCAGAACCGGCAUUUGGCGCCGUCCCCGCCAGCCAGAAUCGCGCUGCCGUCCCCGAUGCUUACUCAGUCGCCAACGCCGGCGGCCAAAACCGCGCUGCCCAGGCCGGCCAAGCCGCUGCGCACCACGUCGAGGUCGACCAGACGGUGAAUUCCAAGGCGAAGAAGCGAAUCCCCGACACAAACAUCGCGCAACUGGUUGCCGAAGAAAAUGAGAGCCGGAGCACGUUUCCUAGGUAUCCCGGCCUCGAGAGGUGGGAACUCGUCGAGAAGAUGGGCGACGGCGCCUUCAGCAACGUCUACCGAGCAAGAGACCUAGAGGGAACGCAGGGCGAGGUGGCCAUCAAGGUUGUCCGCAAGUACGAAAUGAAUAACAUGCAGAGCGACAAACAUCUCCAUCCGGACUUCAAGCCAAAGGCUCCCAAAGCUGCAGAGCGAGCAAACAUUCUCAAAGAGGUGCAAAUCAUGCGCCAGAUCGACCACCCCAAUGUCAUCAAGCUUGUAGACUUUGCCGAGUCCAAGCAGUACUACUACAUAAUACUCGAACUGGCUCCUGGAGGAGAACUGUUUCACCAGAUUGUACGAUUGACAUACUUUAGCGAGGAUCUGUCGAGGCAUGUAAUCACGCAAGUUGCGAAUGCUCUCGAGUAUUUGCACGAGGAGCGAGGCAUUGUCCAUCGCGACAUCAAACCCGAAAACAUUCUUUUCAGCCCCAUACCAUUUAUGCCUUCAAAGAAUCCGAAGCCCAGACCAGCGGGUGACGAGGACAAGGAAGACGAGGGCGAGUUUGUCAAGGGCUUAGGUGCCGGCGGCAUUGGCCAGAUCAAGAUUGCGGACUUUGGUCUGUCAAAGAUCGUAUGGGAUAACCAGACCAUGACACCCUGCGGUACUGUCGGGUAUACGGCGCCCGAGAUAGUGAAGGACGAGCGGUACUCCAAAUCGGUCGACAUGUGGGCCAUGGGCUGCGUGCUGUACACACUACUGUGUGGCUUCCCGCCAUUUUAUGACGAAAGCAUCGAAGUGCUCACCGAGAAGGUUGCGAAGGGCCAGUUCACUUUCCUCUCGCCGUGGUGGGACGACAUCAGCAAGUCGGCACAAGAUCUGAUCUCCCAUUUGCUCUGUGUAGAUCCCGAGAAGCGCUACACCAUCAAAGAGUUCCUCGCCCACCCGUGGAUUCGCGAGUCUGGCCCGACUCCUCGGGAGGAAAAGAAGGCAGCCGCAGGUACACUGCGCGCGUUCGACGUGUCCAGGAUCGUUGACGGCGACAAGCGGUACGAUUUCCGGUCUCCUGGUGCCGUCAACCUCCGCGAAGUCUUUGACGUUGGUUACGCCGUCCAUCGGCAAGAGGAGGAGGGCAAGCGCCGAAAGCAGGUCGGUGGCAAGGCCGGCGUUUCUCGGCUAGUCGGCCUCAGCGAGAACUCGGACGAGGAAGAGGACGAGGACGCCAACAUAGCUAGAGUAUCUAUCCACAAGCCGGUCCAGGGCUCGACUCGGCAUCUCGAGCAGAGUAUGCGGAACACGCAAAUUGAAGACGCACAAGAGCCCCGAGGGCGGGAUCGCGAGAGGAAGGCCCAUGCUCCGCCAGCCGCUGUCGAACAGAAGGGCUACGGACAGCACUCAGCCGCCGUUACCGCCGCUGCCAGGCAGCAGGUUCGCGACCAGAACCGACGGAAGGGUGCAUUUGAGCUGAACCUCGACGGCGCAACUCUUCUCGGGCGUCGUGGAGUCAAGCCGACUACCCGGGUUGCAUAGAGUGCACCUGGACAGGAAGGCCAUGGCUCAAGCGGAGAAAAUACUACAGCGGGGGACUGCCAGGCCACGGCAGCUGAUGUCGAGGCUGAUACCUGUGACGGAGUUGAUGGAGCGUGAGUGAGCGAGUCGUUAGAUCCACGGACGCUAAUUAUUAUCACUUUAUUCUCUCUCUUCGUGACAUUAUACACUUUAGUCUCUGAAUGUUUAGGAGAAGAUUAUCGAAAUAAACCGGCAGAGAAGGCCUUUAAUAGGUACUUUUGGAGAAGAGAUAGGCCUCUAGGAUUCUAGAAUAGGGGUUCGGAUAGUUAUUGCCUCCCUCGGAGAAAAACCUCUAGGGCGAGCUAUAAGGAAUUGAG
This is a messenger RNA of Lasiosphaeria miniovina, 2580 nucleotides long. RefSeq names its product kinase-like domain-containing protein. NCBI's taxonomy places the organism in Eukaryota, Fungi, Ascomycota, Sordariomycetes, Sordariales, Lasiosphaeriaceae. Gene Ontology annotation, biological process: cellular response to oxidative stress; protein phosphorylation. Gene Ontology annotation, molecular function: ATP binding; calcium/calmodulin-dependent protein kinase activity. The record is from RefSeq and is a predicted model, not a curated record. Bases 311 to 2224 code for a protein of 637 amino acids. The transcript is spliced from 5 exons.